Molecule: messenger RNA, 2496 nt
Organism: Trichoderma virens Gv29-8
Lineage: Eukaryota; Fungi; Ascomycota; Sordariomycetes; Hypocreales; Hypocreaceae
Exons: 3
Coding region: 1-2052 (683 amino acids)
Biological process (GO): vesicle-mediated transport; intracellular protein transport
Cellular component (GO): secretory granule; plasma membrane
Molecular function (GO): syntaxin binding
Source: RefSeq, a predicted model, not a curated record
AUGGGGUUGUCCGUCCUCGAGGAGCAGCACAAUGCCAUCGAGCUCAUCGAAGCUCGUCGCGAGCCCAACCCCGAGAUGGACGCCAUCUACCUCCUCUCCCCCGAACCGCACAUUGUCGAAUGCCUCUUGGCCGACUUCCAGGUCCGGCGCUACCGAAGAGGAUUUCUGGUAUGGACGAACCUGCUGGACCCGGCGCUGCGAAGAAAAAUCGACGAGUUUCCCGGCGUGCGUCAGCUGCGCGCGAGUUCUCGGACGCUCUUUGUCGACUUUUACCCUCGAGAAACCCACUUGGUGACGUUUCGAGACCCCUGGAGCUUCCCGAUGCUCUAUCACCCGGCGUGUAAUGCUCUCGUCCCGAAGCAUAUGCAGCUCCUUGCGCAAAGAAUUGCGGGAAUAUGCAUUACUCUAGGAGAGUAUCCAAAGGUAAGAUACUACCGGCCGAAGAAUGCCAUUCACGAGGCUUCCGUCUUGUGCACACACCUGGCGAGAUUCGUACAAGAAGAACUAGACGGCUAUGCCCAAUGGGACUCCAACUUCCCGCCUCCAUCAACCAGGCCACAGUCAACCCUGCUUAUUACAGACCGAUCGAUGGACCUGAUGGCACCGCUGGUACACGAAUUCACCUACCAAGCCAUGGCGCACGAUCUGCUCCCCAUCAAGGACGGCGACAAGGUUACUUUUCAUACGACGAUCAACGAAGGAACGCCUGAUGCACAGGAGAAGGAUAUGGAGCUGGCCGAAAAGGACAAGAUUUGGGUCGAAAACCGCCAUCGUCACAUGAAGGACACAAUCGACAAGCUCAUGGGUGAUUUCCAGAGGUUUUUGGACCAGAAUCCCCAUUUCACAAAGGAAAAUCCCGAUACGACGAGUCUGAGCGCCAUUCGAGACAUGAUGGCUGGGUUGCCCCAGUUCCAGGAGAUGAAGGAAGCCUAUUCUUUACAUCUCACCAUGGCCCAGGAGUGCAUGAAUAUUUUCCAGCAUCAUAAAUUGUCUGACACUGCAGCGAUUGAGCAGACCCUGGCCACAGGACUGGAUGAGGAUUACAAGAAGCCGAAAAAUAUCCUGGAUUCAGUAGCUCGAUUGUUGGAUGACGAUGCGGUAUCUCCUGGAGACCGGCUCCGACUAAUUACGCUAUAUGCGUUAUACCGUGACGGCAUGAUUUUGGAUGAUAUCAAAAAAUUGCUCGCGCACUCAGGUCUGCCCAUUCAAGACACGGAAACUCUUAUCAAUCUUGAACACAUUGGAGCGAGACCCAUCAAACAGUUAAAGGAACAACGGCAGGCAAUUCCUCCACUUUUCCCCCCUGAUAAUAAGAAUUCGCAAGAAGAGGACGAUUACACUCUUUCCCGUUUUGAGCCCGUUCUAAAACAGGUCCUGGACGGACUGACUAAAGGAACUCUGGAUCAAACCCUUUUCCCGUACGUCAAGCCACCACUGGAUCCCAACGAAGACAUUGUUGCGGCUCAAGCAGGAUCUCUUCGUGCUGCUGGACGACCAAACUGGGCAGCGGCAGGUCGACGACCACCCGAAAAUCGCCAGAGACUGAUUAUCUUCAUGGCUGGCGGCGCUACAUACAGCGAAAGCAGGACAUGCUACGAAGUUGGCAACGAGCGAAGCCGUGACAUUAUUCUGGCGACUUCACACAUGCUCACCCCCCAGCUCUUCCUUCGCCAAGUUGGAGAUCUGAGCCGCGACAAACGACAGUUGGAUCUUCCCAUUGAGCGCAAGAAACAUGCACCCGCACAUCUCUUCGAGCGUCCAGCGCCGCCACCUCAGCCUGUCCAGGCCCGACCACCGCAACAACAGCCCAUGGCUCCCGGAGCACCUCGACCUGGUGCUGCUCCGCAUCAACAGAUGGCUCGCCCAGGUGGUCUCCCGAGUCGGCCAACUCCUAGUGGUGCUUCCAGCGCCGGCUCCGUGCCAACACAAGCCAUGGCGAACAUGCACAUCAACUCAAGCGGACACAGGCCUACGACCUCGAACAGCUCAUACGACGACGGAAAAGCACACAAGGAGAAGAAGAAGAGGAAUUUCUUGGGCCUAAAGAAAUAGGGUUCUUUUCGAGAGAGGUCUUUUUCUUCCAGCUCCACGGCGUCAGGCGGCGGGAACAAGAUCAAGAAGCUGCAAGCUUGAAUUUAUCUUUUGAGAAAGAAAGGUAUCUAUUUAUUGAUGGCAGAAGAAUACUUGUUUUUCAUUUUCACUACGAGGAGACGUCUUUUUUUGUACUCGUAUUUUUCUUUUCUUUUCUUUUCUUUUUUCCUUUUUUGUCCAAAACUUUUGGGUACUACAUUUUUCUGUUUCCCUAAAAGCGUGGCGUGGAGAAUUGAGAUUGAGCGAUAGUGUUAUUUGUGGGGGGGCGAAUGAAUGAAUCCAUGUAUGGCUGAGAUGUCUUAAUAUUCAUGAGGCGAAGUGAGAGGUAGUAGAAGCACUAUAAUUCUUAUUUUUCUUCUUCUUCUUAAGGUAUACGGUGGUGGAGGUAAUAAAUUGCAUUGUCUU